Molecule: messenger RNA, 2415 nt
Organism: Pseudoliparis swirei
Lineage: Eukaryota; Metazoa; Chordata; Actinopteri; Perciformes; Liparidae
Gene: mtfp1
Product: mitochondrial fission process 1
Exons: 4
Coding region: 20-553 (177 amino acids)
Biological process (GO): mitochondrial fission
Cellular component (GO): mitochondrion
Source: RefSeq, a predicted model, not a curated record
CGCUGCCCUCCCCGACUGCAUGUUGUACAGCACCGGGGAUGGAUUGAAGGAAGGCAUGGAUCCCAUAGAAGAGAAAACGAGCAAAUCGGUCGACAUAUACCGUGACACAUGGGUUCGCUUCCUAGGCUAUGCCAAUGAGGUCGGGGAGGCUUUCCGUGCUCUGGUACCAGUGAGCUUUGUUUGGGGCAGCUAUGCUGUGGCCUCCGUGUACGUUACUGCUGAUGCUGUGGACAAAGGGAAGAAAGCCGCUGUGGCCCACGGCGACAACCCAGGGAAGACAACGCGGGUAGCGGUGGCAGUGGUGGACACGUUUGUGUGGCAGGCCCUCGCCUCGGUUAUCAUACCGGGCUUCACCAUUAACCGAGUGUGUGCCGCGUCACUGCACCUGCUGGGCAAAACGACAAAGUGGCCCCUGGCCGUCCGCAAGUGGACCACGACAGCUAUUGGCCUCUCGACGAUCCCCUUCAUCAUUUCUCCGAUAGACAGGUCGGUGGAUUUCCUGCUGGAUUCGAGCCUUCGGAAGAUCUACCAUGAGGAAGAGAAGCACAAAUAAGGACGGGGGUCCCGUCCUGGUGAUGGACACCACUCCAGUUGACAAGAAUCUGCUCUUCUUGUCCACCAGUGUGAAGCACUAAAGAAUGGUGGGGAGGAAUUUCAUGAAGCAAGACUCCACAGUUGGUCACACAUACAUAAUGCAAUUGAUUUUACUACAAAGUUAUAUCAUUUAUAUAAGUAAGUUGAAAUGGGAUUCCUGCUUCAUGAAAUAUCUCCUUGGACCUCUCAGGGCAAUCUAGACAGCGACACCCCAAAAAAUAUAUGCUGAGACAGGACUUUUACAGAAUGAAAUAUGUUUAAAUAUUCACAGUGAAGUCCUCCUUCAAAUAUUCCUUGGCAGGGACACAGUGUGCUGUUAUAUUCCUGUGAUCCUCCUUUCAGAGAAAGCCUCCACGGUUGUCCUCGUGGUUUAGAGUUACAAACUCACCUUGUGUCCAGAUGUUGAGGAGAUUAAAGACAGAUCCACAUUUUUGUAUUAGCCAGAUUCAGUAGUACGAUAUCAGCAGGCCCCAAAAAAUGUCCCUCUUGUUCUUGCCUUCCUUAAAGAUGUUCUUCUUUGACCGAUUCUGGGUGCUUUUCUGAAAACAAAGGUAUCUUGUUACUUGAAUACAUGUUUCAAGUGUCUUAUGCACUUUACCUUGUUUCAUUUGACCUCACUGUUGGUGAUGGGAGCCAAUGUUUGCACUGGGAGAAUUUUUUUACAUCGCGGUUACAAUCCAUAUUAUUCUAAAUGCUAUAUGGUUAUCUUAAACUAAGAAUAUUUGUAGUUACACGACGUAGAACUUAUUUCUCACCAAUAUCUAAACUGUGGAUCAAUAAGUCUGUCGUCAGACUGUCUUGAUGUACAAUAUUAUAACUUCUUUCAUGUGGAAUCGUUAAGCAUCUGUUACUCCUUUUAAUUGGAUUUGAAACUUCAUAAAUACCUGUGGAGUUCAGCGCUUAUGCAGAAACGGGUUGAAGGGAUUCUUUGAGAAAUAUGCACAUUCUAUAAGCUUUUAUUUCCAAUGCUUUUCUUUGAGUCAUGUGCUGUAUCUCAUGCUGAUGCAAAGGAAACCUGGGAAGAUGUGUCCACAUGUGGACUUCACACAUGACAGGGAUUAUUCUCCUUUAAAAAAUAAGAUAUGUGGUUAACUGAUGUUGUGAAAUAAGAAGGGAACUUAAAAAUUAUGGAAUGGUUGUAAUUGGCAAUUCAUUCUGUCAGUGUACAACUCGAGCAAUAACCUUUUUGUGUGUCACAACAUUCUGUUUGCCGUUCGGUUUAUCACGGAUGGAGAAAUGCUGAAAGAUGAGACUGUGGUUUGUAACUCGCGGUGCACCAAUAAUGUUUUGACUUGCUGAUGUUCCAUCAUGUUAAAUGAGCAGAUCAGGACACAAUGCACAAUGUUGUGUUCUUUUGCUGCUUUGACUGAUUGUUAUCAUGAGUUUUAGGGGUCCCAGUAAGCUAGUGAUCCAAUGUGACAUGUAAAGCACCCACAAUGUUAUUAAUGUUCUUGUCCUGCAUUAUUGGUGCAUCCCUUGUGAAAAUAUAUGUAUUUAUGUUCAAUUGUAACACUUCAGAUUACACACAGAACAUCAUAAUAUUUUUAUUGUUACACACUCAAAAUUAAAAUUACCGUUUUUCUUUAAAACAUUUUUUUCAUGUGCCAGUGUUUUCGGAAGUGGGUUUUAUGAUUCAGAUUUUCAGCCUUAACAUAAAAAGAAGAUCAAACCUCAAACUGUGUUCUAUGUUCACAAUGUGAAGCUCCAUUGAUUACAGUGGAGAGCCAAUAUUCAGCAGUCAUUCUGCUCUGUAGCAACUUCUGACACACCGGAGAAAUAAGAAAUCCCUCUUGAAAUAAAUGCAUAUUUAAAAUACCAUAA